AUGGCGACACAAUGUUCCAGCUGCCAUCACAAACUUCCUAACAGAGAACAUUUAGUCUGUACAAUCUGCAAUAACAUAUAUGAUUUGGAAUGUGCAAAUGUAUCUGUUCAGCGCUUUUAUAACACAAUGACAUUGUCACACAAAAAGAAAUGGAAGUGUAAAAAAUGUAAAACUACUAAUAUACCAGAUAGUACACCUAUAACAAAUAAUACAAAAUCUACACAACUAAAUCCUAAUAGCAGCGUCCGGCAAUAUAUUGGUACCCCACAAAGUGAAAGCAACAUCACUAUAAGAAAAAAAGUAGCAUUAUCGAAUAGAUUGGAGAGUUCCGAUAAAUUUCGUGAAACACUACAUUCCAGUAAAAGCAUUGAAAACACAGAACUAAACAUGGUAAGCAUAGAUGAGAUUAUAACUUCACGAUUGGAGGAGAAUAACACAAUUCUUAGUAGCGAUUUAAAAAAUAUAAUGAAAAGUGAAAUUGAUAAAGCUGUAGAAAAAAUAAUAAACAAUCUUAAAGAAAAUUUGGGGAAUUACUACGAUAAACUUCAAAACAAUAGUAGGAAAAUCGUACUGUAUGGUUUUACUGAAUAUAAUAGGGAACAUGAGACCGAUGCAUACAAUAGACUACUACAAACUUUUCAAGACAUAGCAAAUAUAAACUUGGUGGGAUACAUUGACGACAUAUAUAGGCUUGGUAAAAAAUAUAAUACAAAUAGACCCUUGGUUAUCGAGUUAUUAAGUAAAAAAAUGGUGAAAUACAUAAUAAAUAGUAGUCGAUAUUUUUAUGGUACUGGAUUAUACAUCUCUGAGUACUUAGAUAGAGACGCUCAAAAGGAAAAAAUGGCUCUGCGAGAACAAAUGUUUCUAUCUAGGAAUAGAGGAAAUCAUGCAAUAAUACGUAAUAAUCAACUAUUUGUGGAUGGAAAAAGGAUUAACUGGCAAAAGAAGGAAAAAACGAUUUUUGAAACUAGCAAUGGCGAAGAGCAUGAUAAUACAGUAGAAUUUAACAAUAGUCAAAUAAACUUAGCAACAAAUAAUAAUAGAAUUAGUACCUUUCGUACCUUUCGCAAAAAUCGAUCCGUGCUUUAGUAUAAUAUUCCAAAAUUUGCAAAGUCUUUAUAAUAAACAAAAUAUAUUAGAAGCCUUCAUAAAUCAGCAUCCAAUCUACGAAGCAAUUUGUAUAACUGAAACUUGGCUGACAAAGGAAAAGUAUAAGCUAGUUGCUCUUAGCGGAUAUAUAAAGGCAGCUUCCUUCUGUCGAGAAACAAGAUGCGGAGGAGGCGUCUGUAUUCUACUGCAGGAAAAUAUUGAAAACAUAGAAGUGAAGGAGAUCUCCGAAAUGUCUAGAGAAUACGUAUUGGAAGUUUGCGCAACAGAAUUAACCAAAAUAGAUACAUUAUUGAUUGUAAUGUAUUGGAAUGGAAGAGAGGA
This is a messenger RNA of Achroia grisella, 1431 nucleotides long. RefSeq lists its product as uncharacterized. Lineage: Eukaryota; Metazoa; Arthropoda; Insecta; Lepidoptera; Pyralidae. The transcript has 2 exons. The record is from RefSeq and is a predicted model, not a curated record. Bases 1 to 1089 code for a protein of 362 amino acids.